UAUUUACGUAAACAACUCACGCAAACAUGUUUUGUUUCAUUCUUCAUUACAUUUAUUUCGAUUGUUUAAGAUAAACGUAACAAUCGUUUAAGAUAAAGGUAAUGAUAACGCUCGCGAUUGAAUGCCAUCUAGCGAUAAAAAGUUUUCAACUAACAUCCCUAUCUUAGAGUUAUACUCAUCCCGCGUUUCAUUUCCACUGUACUCCUCGCCGUAAACAGACGUACAAACAAAAAAGUAAGUAGUUUUUGUUGAAUUUCUAAAAAUGAAUAAAUCUUGAAACGUAUUAAUAAUUUCAAUAUUUAUUUCAAUGUUUAAUUACAGAUAAAAUGGCUGAAAUUGUUAAUGUCGAACGCGAGCGGCUGGAAGGUGACGAGCAGCCACAAGGUGAUGCCGAGCUGCCCCAGCAGCAUGAAGGGCCGCAAAACGGCGGUCAGGCUGACAUAGAGCCAGCAGGAGGCGAUGCUCAGCCGCAACAACAGCAACAGCAACAAGCUGGGGCGGAACAACCGGUGAAGAAAAAAAAUCAACGGGGAACGCGAGCAGGUUGGCGGGUCCGCGAGGCCAAGAAGAUAGACUUCUUGGCCCGCUUAAAUGUACGAAUGGGCCAAAUUGUAGCCCAAAGUUAUCACCAUAAUUGGCGAGGUGGUCGUGGUGGCUCUCGACGUGGACAAGAAUCUUCAUGAAGUAAAAGCACCG
Molecule: messenger RNA, 696 nt
Organism: Venturia canescens
Lineage: Eukaryota; Metazoa; Arthropoda; Insecta; Hymenoptera; Ichneumonidae
Exons: 3
Coding region: 327-683 (118 amino acids)
Source: RefSeq, a predicted model, not a curated record